Molecule: messenger RNA, 252 nt
Organism: Gongylonema pulchrum
Lineage: Eukaryota; Metazoa; Nematoda; Chromadorea; Rhabditida; Gongylonematidae
Source: the annotation of a GenBank genome assembly
AUGUUCCAAUCUGCUUACAGCUAUUACUCGGAGGAAACAAAUAUUAUUGCACCAGCGGCUCGUACAAAAGUGGGCACUGCUGCGCCAAAACUGUAUGGCAAGGAAUUGCGCGACAUCGAUGACACUGAUCUGGAAAAUCUGCUUUCGAAACUCUCGGCCGAAGAGCUGGAAGAUCUGAACAGUGACCUCGACCCGGAUGUAUGUAUUCUUUUGAUUCUCCUCCUCUUUUUGCAUCGAUACAAUUCAAGCUGA